AUGGGAAAAUAUCGUCUCAGUUGUGUUUUUCUUUGCCUCGUCCAAAAUUGCUUCAGCGUAGUACAAAUUCAUGAAGCCAAUGAAGAUACAGAAAUUCAUAAGUGCAUAACAACGAUAAUACAACAAAUUGAAAUCUUGAAUACCACCGAUGUUACUUUAGUAAACGUUAACCAGUCGCUGACCAAGGAGCUCCAUUCCCUUUCGGAGCAUCCUGCGAGAUUUAUUUCAAGAUCGUUUUACUGGCCUAACGACACCCUGUUCAAUUAUAUCUACGUCAUUCAGUGCAAGGAUUAUUUUAUGUUUGCGCAAGGACUGGACUUAGUGAAAAGAGAUCCAUUUUGGAAUCCUCGAGCGAAGUUUAUAAUUGUUGUCGAAUAUAUUGAAGAUUUUCUUCAAGAGGUAUCGGAUUUUCUUGUGUAUAAUCACAUUUACGACGUGGCUCUUAUUGCCUAUGACGAAAAUGAAAGUUUUGUGGUGUACACGUUUGGAUUAGAACAUGAUGAAUGCGACCGACCUGUGUUCAAAAUUCUGCAAGUGUUGUCCCGUUGUUCAGAAAUUCACAAUGUUGACAAAAUAUAUGUAGGGGCAAGAAAGACUAGGCUUCGAGGCUGUCGUGUAAAAUUUGUAUCUCAUAAUUUUUGGCCUUUUGUAUCGUUUAACGGGGAGCCGACAAUAGAGCAAUAUAUACUAGAAUUGAUUUAUCAGUACGAAAAUAUCUCAGUGGAAUUGAUAAACUAUGGAAAUGUUGAAAAUUUUGGGUUGCGCUUAGACAACUUUACCUUCACAGGCAUGCUGCAUGAGAUAGAAACAUAUAAAGUGGAAGGAGCUAUGGGUGGUUAUGUACUGACAUUAAACCGGAUGUUAAACUUGGAUUUCAUAAAUCCUUUUAUGGUUGACCAACAAAAAGUCGUAAUAGCUAGAGCACACUUGCUUAAUAAAUGGUACGGUGUUCUAAAACAGCUUGGUGUACUAACUGUAUGUUCUAUUUUCGCAACAUUUGGUUUAGUUUCUGCCACAGUCAUAUACAUGAAAAUAUUUCAAAACCGGGUAAGGGAUAUGAGCCGAGACUGUCUUAUUGUGUGGGGUUAUUUUUUAGGUAACAUCAGUCAAAAUGUCAAAUCUAAAUCUGGAGUAACUUAUAGAUUGGUAUUACUGUCCGUACUUAUGUAUAUACGUGUUCAUUUUGACGUGUGCAAUUCAAGCUUCAUUGCUAAGCGUUACCACGCAACCGAUUCGAGAUGAUCAGCCAAACCUGGUAGAAGAAGUGUUCUCUAAUUACAAGUUGAUAGUGAGUCCCAGUCAACUUAAUUACUUAAAGAGCAUUACCGCGGUGAAUAUAACGAACGCGUUAACGACGUGCAAAUUGACAUUAGAAUGUAUGACGAAAGUAAUGAGCAAUCCGGACAAACGAUUUUUUACUGUUGCAUCCGAUAUUUAUCAUCGAAGCUAUGUUUGGAAAUUCGCUGAUGAAAAUGGUGAUCUCAAAAUACACAAAAUUAAAGAAUCCCUUGUGGCAUUGCUACAGACGAUGUAUAUUCGCCGGGGGUCUUCUCUAGCAGAACCCUUCAAUCGGCUACUGCUUAGGGCAAUGUCUGGAGGCUUAAUCGAUAAAUUCGUUGAAUUACUUCAUUUUAAAACGAAGUUAAAAUACAAAUUUCAGCGCAAGAAAAAAGAGCCUCAAACGCUGAAGGGACUUCGCGUAG
Cydia fagiglandana is the source of this 1703-nucleotide messenger RNA. RefSeq lists its product as uncharacterized. The transcript has a single exon. Lineage: Eukaryota; Metazoa; Arthropoda; Insecta; Lepidoptera; Tortricidae. The coding region runs from base 1 to 1242 and encodes 413 amino acids. The record is from RefSeq and is a predicted model, not a curated record.